Molecule: messenger RNA, 4025 nt
Organism: Pundamilia nyererei
Lineage: Eukaryota; Metazoa; Chordata; Actinopteri; Cichliformes; Cichlidae
Gene: inpp5d
Product: inositol polyphosphate-5-phosphatase D
Exons: 27
Coding region: 200-3460 (1086 amino acids)
Biological process (GO): positive regulation of B cell differentiation; negative regulation of neutrophil differentiation; negative regulation of signal transduction
Cellular component (GO): cytosol
Molecular function (GO): phosphatase activity
Source: RefSeq, a predicted model, not a curated record
GGCUGAGCUAGUAGCAGCUUCCUUUUACAAUUUGCGGAGGCAGUGGAUGAACAAGUGAAAGAAAGAACUAAAAAGUAUGCACCAUGAGAAGAUGAAAAUAGCCAGAAAGAAAAAUUGAGUCUACUUUGUUUUGCUGGGAUCAUUUUUUUUGAGAUCACAUGCAAAGCUCUUGAGAUCGAGCUCUUGGGUGAAAAACAGGAUGCCAAGUUAUCAACCUUGGUACCAUGGCAAUAUAACUCGAUCCAAAGCUGAGGAUCUACUUUCCAAAGCAGCAAGAGAUGGAAGCUUCCUCAUCCGGGACAGUGAAUCCAUACAGGGAGCCUAUGCCCUCUGUGUUUUAUAUCAGAACUGUGUGUACACAUACAGAAUCCUGCCAAAUGAAGACAAGAAGCUCUCUGUCCAGGCAUCUGAAGGAGUGCCUAUUAGGUUCUUCACAAUGCUACCUGAGCUGGUGGAGGCGUAUUAUAGCCCCAACAUGGGUUUAGUCACCCACCUGCAGUACUCUGUCCAGAGGGAGGAGGAGGUAGAAGAGGAGCCAGAACAAAACAGUCAUCCUCCACAGCUCCCACCCAGAAACAUCCCACUUGAUGUAAAGGACGGUGACUCCAAGACUUCAGAGCAAGCCUCCAAAUCCUUAUCAGACAUAUACCUGGCGAAACUGCAGCAUAUGGACUUGUCCAUCUUACCAGAAGAGCAUGAAAUGGCCAUCCAAGAAUACUUCAGGACUUCUGUCUGCUUAGAUGCUGAACAAGUUCAAAACGGUAACCCUAACCUGCCUGGCCUCAAGAAGCUUAUAAUGGCAGUCUGCAAGAACCUAAACAGUGAAAUUUCCCGCGUCAUGCCAACUCUGGAGGUGUUUCACAGAACGCUCGACCAACAGCUCUCUCCAGGGAUUGGACCAAAACAAAAUUUCUGUGAUUCGGGUCCUGUGUCCUGUAGACUUGAGCAACUAACAAAACUGCUCUACUCGAUAGAAGAUAAGGUUAAAGGUUCUGUUUUUGAGUAUGUUGGAUUUGAUGCGGGCCCACGGAAAUCUCUCAUACCAAUCGUUACGUUUGAGGUCAAACAAGAAUCUCUUGGUAUUUCCACAAAGAUGUUCCUGAAAGUGGACAUUGAAAGUGGGAAGCUCUACUUUAAGAAGUCAAAAGAUGGACCCGAAGACAAAUACUUUGUGCACAAUAAAAUCCUGCAGUUGGUGAAAUCCCAGAAAAUGCACGCCAAGCUGGUCAUUGCGGUGGAGACGGAGAAAGAAAAAGUUCUGCGGAAAGAGUUUGUGUUUGAUGACACAAAGAAAAGAGAGGGCUUCUGUCAGCUGCUUCAGCAAAUGAAAAACAAACACUCAGAAAAGCCUGAACCAGACAUGAUCACAGUGUUUGUUGGCACCUGGAACAUGGGAAAUGCCGGCCCUCCCCCGAACAUCAACUCCUGGUUUCAGUGUAAGGGCCAAGGGAAGACACAAGAUGACACAGCAGAUCAUAUUCCACAUGAUUUUUAUGUCAUUGGGACUCAGGAGGAUCCUUUGGGUGAGCGAGAAUGGGCAGAUACAGUGAAAGGUGUCCUGAGGAACAUCACAAACAUUAGCUUUAAACAAGUGGCAAUUCACACACUGUGGAAUAUUCGUAUCGUGGUCCUGGCCAAGCCUGAGCAUGAAAACAGGAUCUCCCAUGUUUUUUCAGACAGCGUGAAGACAGGGAUCGCCAACACCUUGGGAAACAAGGGAGCAGUGGGAGUGUCCUUCAUGUUCAAUGGGACAUCUUUUGGCUUUGUCAACAGUCAUCUGACCUCUGGAAGUGAGAAGAAGCUCAGACGGAAUCAAAACUAUGCCAGCAUCCUGAGAUUUCUGAAUCUAGGAGACAAGAAGCUUAAUCCGUUUGACAUCACACAUCGCUUCACGCACCUCUUCUGGCUUGGAGAUCUGAACUACCGCGUUGAAAUGCCAUCUUCUGAAGCUGAAAACAUUGUGUCAAAGAUCAAACAGCAGCAGUACCAGGAACUGCUCACCAAAGACCAGCUCAGCAUGGAGAGGAAAGAGAGCAAGGUCUUCUUGCAUUUUGCUGAAGAAGAAAUCACAUUCGCGCCCACGUAUCGAUUUGAAAGAGACACACGAGAGAGGUACGCCUACACAAAGGCCAAAGCGACAGGGACAAAAUACAAUUUGCCAUCCUGGUGUGAUCGCGUCCUACGAAAGUCAUAUCCUCUGGUUCAUGUUGUCUGCCAAGCAUACGGGUGCACUAAUAACAUCAUGACAAGUGACCACUCCCCGGUGUUCGCCUCAUUUGAAGUUGGAGUUGCCUCGCAGUACGUUUCCAAACAAGAUCCCAGCAGUGCGCCUCCUGGUGGAAUUCAGAUCAUGAACUGUGUGGCCAUCUUGUCGACAAAAUCGAAGACCAAGUUCUUCAUCGAAUUCCAUUCCAGUUUCUUGGAGAAAACUGUAAAGACUACAGAGGGAGAGAACAGCGAGCACUCCGAUGGGUCUAUAAAAGUUUGGUUUGGCAACCAAGUAGAGCUGACCCCUAUCAUCUCUGACCCUGAGUACCUUCUGGACCAGCACAUCCUGAUAUGCGUGAAGUCGACGGACAGCGACGAGUCGUACGGAGAGGGCUGUGUCGCGCUGCGAGCCGCUGAGAUCAGCUACACCGAGUUUCAGAUCACACUGACUCACCACGGGGAGAAGACGGGAACACUGACAGGUGGCAUCCAGCUACGCACCUCUGAGGGCAAGCCCACCGAGAAGCUAUACGAUUUCAUCAAAAUUGAAAGGGAUGACCCCAUCGCCUCAAAAGGCAAAUCUGGAGACCUCAAUAAGUCUUGUAGCAACCAACCACAUGAUAUUUCUAACCCCAAUUACAUGGGAGUGUCAUUCAGAGGUGGGAAUGUGAUAGAUAAAGGCUGGAGUUACAGCAUGCCACCGCGAAAUGUUCCCUGUGGUGGACAAGCCGGAAAAGAGCCAAAGAAGGGUUACGAUGUGAGCACACGCAGCCCCACGGGAAAGCCUGCUUCUGUGGGUGAGAACGGAAAGACGUCAGAGAUGUUUGACAACCCGUUGUAUGGUUCAGUGACCAAAUCACAUGGUCGGUCUAAAGACCAAGACCAACAACAGAAGGACCUUCUCAUACCCCCAGAUGUGCUAUUUGGAUCCUCCAAAACAGCAGAUGGAGAUACCGAUCGCCCUCCGGUGCCCACCCCACGCAACCGCUCCUUCACCUGCUCUGAGAACAAACCUCAGCCUCCAACACCAGUCAGCCUGCAUCCCCCAUCACAAAAGAAACCAGUGGUGCCCUCACGCUCAGAAGGCGGGAUGGGCCUAAACCGCCCUCCUUUGCCUGCUAAGUCCCGACCGGGUGUGCCAGAGCCCCAGACCCCCAAACCAAGAGACUACAGAGACACCUCAGAGCUCACCAGCAAACACAGACCACCAGGAAGACCUGACGUUUCCAAGACGGGUCGCCCUGUGAAGUGAGACUGAGAGGUACAGCUUCCUGGCUGCAUUUCUGGAAAUAUUUUUAAAAAACCCUUGUCUCUCAUUUUAGAGGACAAUCACAUAUCUGUGCUGUCAUCAUAGAGAAGUCAGUAGGCUUAGCUUUGCACCUGUCCAAAGGUCUAAAAAAUUCAUCUGCCUGUCAUCCUCAAAAACUCACUUUGUAAGUUAGACUGAGCCGGGCUAGCAGUUCCCCUUUAUUUCCAGUCUUUAUGCUAAGCUAAGCUAACUAGCUUGUAGUUAGCUUAGUUAUCUACUUAUCUGAGUGCUAGUGAGACAUUAAAUGGGUGUACCAGUGUCUAACUCAGCCUUCAAAUGUAUGUAAACUCAUUUUUUAGUUUCUUGGAUUUCUGCAAAGCUCGCAUUGGAACGUAAGUUUGAACCUGAAACCUGCUUCUAAAUUAACUGUUACAUUUCAUUUGGAGUUUUUACACUAUACAGUAGCUGAUGAAUGUUUACCGCACAGUAUUAUCUUGCACAGACAUGUUUGCCUUUAAUAUGUGCAAAUGAUGCUCCAAUGAAUUCCAAUAUUAAAGCUUGAAUUACA